UUAGCAACUCCAAAACCAUGCUUUCUGCUCAAGAAACGCUUUGGCCAUGUGAAAGCUAAGGCUUUCUGUCUUUGCAAUCAAAACAACGACUAGUCGAAUUUCUUACUAAUAGUUGCCAAGAUCAGCUAUCGAUCAGCUGGUAUUGCAAUGCUGAAUCAGUGCCUUCUUCAAGAGCGGGGCAGAGAUGCAUCUAGUCAAUGCUCUCUAGGCUAGAAGAGGAAGUUGGAGACGCAUUUAUUUGGCCAAUGCAAAGAUGAGAGAUUCGGCAGCAUUACUGCAAGGGAUUCUCCAACGUCGCUGCUUAUCUUAUCUGGCUACAUUAUUCUUAUUCAUUCUGUGCAUUGCGGCUUUCUUCUCGGCACGCUUGCUCGACUUCAGGUGGAAUGCAGGGAAUUACUCUCGAAAAUCAAUAUUCAGUGGCGUCACAUUUUCAAAAUACCCUCUUCAUGAUCCAUGGACAAAGCCCAGGAGGAAUCCGAUUGAAAUCCCAUUGACUUGCGCUGUUACCAACAACACACGAACUUGCCCAACAACUUACCACCCACCAAGUCUUUCAGCACGAGACGAAGACGCGGCCGCUCCCGAGGCCUGCCCAGAUUACUUCCGGUGGAUCCACGAAGACCUGUCGCCCUGGAGGGAGACUGGAAUUUCACUAGACAUGGUGGAGGCGGCUAAAAGAAGGGCAGACUUCCGACUGGUUAUAGUGAAUGGGACGGUUUACGUGGAGACUUAUAGAAGGUCGUUUCAGACGAGAGAUGUUUUCACGCAGUGGGGAAUUUUACAGUUGCUACGGCGGUACCCGGGUAAAUUGCCCGACUUGGAUCUCGUAUUCAGCUGCGCGGACCGGCCGGGUAUUGUUAAAGAAUGUUAUCCCAAAUCCAACGCCACCGCCCCGCCACCGCUGUUCGGCUAUGACGGAGAUGAUUCGACCGUCGACAUUGUUUUCCCGGAUUGGUCAUUCUGGGGAUGGCCUGAAAUUGUUAUAAAGCCAUGGAAGCAAUUGUCCGAGGAGCUAAAAGAAGGGAACCGGCGGAUGCGAUGGGUGGACAGGGAAGCACACGCAUAUUGGAAGGGCAACGCUAGACUUACGGCUUCAAGGAGGGAUUUACUCAAUUGCCAUGUCUCGGGCAAGCAAGAUUGGAAUGCCCGUAUCUAUUAUCAGGACUGGCAUCGUGAACAACGACAGGGUUUCAAAAAUUCUAACUUAGCAGGCCAAUGCAUUCACAGAUUUAAAAUCUACAUCGAAGGAAUUGGGUGGUCCGUAAGCGAAAAGUACAUUCUUGCGUGUGACUCUGUUAGUUUAGUGGUCAGGCCACGUUACUACGAUUUCUUCACAAGAAGUUUGAUACCUCUGCAACACUAUUGGCCCAUAAGAGAGAAUGACAAGUGCAGAUCAAUUAAGUAUGCUGUUCACUGGGGCAAUACCCAUCAGGAAGAGGCACAGGCCAUUGGCAAGGCAGCAAGCCAUUUUGUACAAGAGGAGCUGCAAAUGAAAUAUGUGUAUGAUUACAUGUUUCACCUCUUGACAGAGUAUGCUAAGCUUCUGAAAUACAAGCCAAGCGUUCCUCCGAAAGCAAUUGAACUUUGUUCCGAGUUAAUGGCCUGUCCGGCUGAUGGACUGGUGAAGAAAUAUAUGGUGGAUUCCGUUGUUACGAGUCCCUCUGAGGCAGCUCCAUGCACCAUGCCUCCUCCUUACGACCCUCCUAGUCUUCAUUCAAUUUUGGAGAGAAAAGAAGAUUUAAUAAAGCAGGUAGAGACGUGGGAGAAACAGUAUUGGGAUACUCAAACCAAUCACAAUUAAUUAGACGGGCCGACAUGUUUUUCUUCUUCAGCUGGUUAAUUUGUCAUCAUCAAUUUCCCUGCAUCU
Messenger RNA from Coffea eugenioides, 1867 nucleotides. RefSeq names its product O-glucosyltransferase rumi homolog. The record is from RefSeq and is a predicted model, not a curated record. The transcript has 6 exons. Bases 254 to 1801 code for a protein of 515 amino acids. Lineage: Eukaryota; Viridiplantae; Streptophyta; Magnoliopsida; Gentianales; Rubiaceae.